AUGGCGCCGCAGCACACCCGCCGAUUCGCCGCUUGCCGCUGGCGGUUCUCCAACGUCGCCAACCCCGACAUUGGCAAAGGCACUUUUCUCUCCCACAUGUCAGACGCUGCCCCCACCGACGCCAUUGCGGUGGCCCGCAGCGGCAACCUCAAGAACCUCAUCGAGCUUGUCAAGGCAAGUGGUAAGAAGAGCGUGACAGAGGCUGUGGAGGAGGGGACUGGCAACACAGCUCUGCAUGCGGCUGUCGAGUCGGGCAAGUCCAAGAUGGUCACCGCUGUCCUCAAGCUCGGCCUGGACAUCGACCAAGUCAACAACGACGGUAACACCGCGUUUCACCUCGCAUGCGCAGCAGAGGCCUCUUCCAUUGCUGCUGCCCUGCUCAAGGCCGGCGCUGACAAGUCGCUGAAGAACAACGACGGCAAGACCGCAACCGCCCUGCUCAAGGCUGCUCGGAAGAAGUCUACCGCCGCCGCCGGUGACACCGGCGCCGCUUCGGCGUCGGCUGCCAGUGCUGGUGGCGAGGGCGAGGGUGGAGCCGGUAGCGAUGCCGGCAAGAAGAAGGUGGUCAAGAAGAAGGUGGUCAAGAAGAAGAUGAUCAAGAAAAAGGUGAUCAAGAAGAAGGGGACCAAGAAAGUGAUCAAGAAGAAGAAGGUUACCAAGAAGGCGAGCGCAAAGGCUGCCGCUGGCGAAGGAACCGAUGCUGGUACCGAUGCUGGCACCGAUGCCGGUAACGAUGCUGACAACGGCGGACCGGAUGGGUCAGCCGACACUGUCGAGGCCGAUACAGUCAAGGCAAAGGCCGAGCCCAAGGCAAAGGCCGAGCCCAAGGCCGAGGCCGAGCCCAAGGCCGAGGCCGAGCCCAAGGCCGAGGCCGAGCCCAGGGCCAAGACCACGACCUCCUCCACCAAGGCGACAGCCAAGCCGGCAUCCGCGACCGCGACCGCCACCAGCUCGGCGUCUGCGUCUGCGUCUGCGUCGGCGUCGGCGUCGGCGUCAGCGUCGGCCCCAGUCACGAUCACUUCCAUGACUGGCAUGGAUGACGAGUCAGGCGCGGCCCAUCUGGAUCCUAAGCUGGCCAAAGCUGUGGCCGCACUCAAGACCUCGUUUACGCAGCGGGCAAGCAUCCUGGAGGCUGCGCCACCGGCAGGGACCGGGGCGACGGCGAUGAUUAUGAAGCCGCAGUGCAAAUCGUCGUACUCGGUCGACUACGAUCCGGCGACCGCCACGGUCGGCUCGCUGCUGGUCUCGCUCGCGGCGCAGCUGGACAUUCCGUACCCCGAAGCGUUCCGGAUUACGCUCGGCAAGUCGCCGGUCGACGCCAAGCCGCUCGAUGACGCGACGCUGGUCUCGUCGCUGACGCUCGGCGGCGACGACGUGCUUGUGGUGCGGAUGGCGCAUGAGAAGCCGCUCUCGGACUACCUGCUUGCGACGUCCGAGUCGACGCUCUCACUGGCGUACCUUGCCGCGGUGGAGAAUGUGUCGGCGGGACUGUGGGCGCUCCCGUCGCAUGGCGUCGCAUUCCGGCUGGCAGGCAUCCGGGUUGUUGUCGGGUGCGGCUCGAUUAAGAGCCGGCCAAAGGUCCAGUCGUUUGUCAAGUCGCUGCUGCGGACGGUUCUCCCGCCGGCACUCAUUGCGGCCAAGCUCCCGGUAGGCUAUCUUGUGACGCGGGUAGUCAACGUGGCGAGCGCGGUUGACGAGCUGUCCAAGUCGAAGCUCAUGCGCAUGUUCCUUUCCGUCUGCUACUCGCUUCCGCGCUACGGCAUGUCGCGGCCUAUCUCGGUGACGACCCAAGUCGAUCCGCUGGUGACCGGCAAGAUGGCGCUUACGCAUGACGGCAUCAUGAUUGUGAUGAACGACGCGCUGCCGCCUCCGCGGUACGCCCAGUUCCUGCCAUAUGGCUCGAUCACUGGCAUGACGACCGGCGCGGAUGGGCAGCUGACGCUCACCCUCCGGCGCCAGAUCGCCGACGCGAGCGACGCUGAAUCGGGCGGGCCGUCAGCCUCUAGCAUCAGCGUCACGCUGCAUCUUGUGGAGACGCCGAGCCUCCGCGACGAAGUUGUGUCUGAGAUUGCGACCUGGAUGGCGCUCAACAUGCUGACGGAGAACCCGGGCCCGGCGUAUGCGCUCACCUCGGCGCUGCCUGCCGUGGACGAGCCGCUGCCGCGGGCGUGGCUGGUGUACGAGCCGCCGUCAUCGAGCCUCCCGGCAUUUGGCGGCGGGUACCGGCGGAUGCCGGACGCGCCGUUCCUGACGCGGCUCGAGGCGUUCCGGGCCUUCUUGCACAAGCGGCUGGAGCGGGCCGGGCUCGAGCCGUAUCCGCCGCUGGAGGAGUGCAUCAACGCAGCCGAGGACGCGGCGGCGCCACUGACGGCGUUCGACCUCACGGGAUCGUCCGAGGUGGCGGCGUACCUCGAGCAUGUCGGGCGCGCGCUUGUCGAGGCUCUCUCGUACACCCCGCCGUUCCCGCGAGUGUACUUUGCCGAGUCGCUGCGGGUCUCCAAGAUUGAUCUCUCGUCGGCUUCGCUCGGCGGCGAGAGCCGAAACCUCGAUGCGGUCGCGCGUUUCUUCUCCGAGUUUGGCGGGCGUGACCUGGCCCAUCUGCUCAACAUCGAGGAGCUCUCGUUGGCGAACAACGGCAUUUCCGGCGGUGAGUGGGGCAAGGUGGCGUCGGCGAUGCGGCCGCUCACGCCGCUCUCGGUCCUCGACGUCUCGUACAACCCGAUGGGUGCGGCGGGCAUGGAGGAUCUUGUCAAGUCAAUCAACGACCGGUCGGGACACGUGACCAAGGAGUGGCGGGCGCACCAUGUGGGGCUCUCGGACGCCGGCGCCGAGGCUGCAGCGCGGCGCGUCUUUGCCAACACAGCCAUGGAUACGCUCGACCUCUCGUACAACGACAUGUCUGACCGCGGGACGACCGAGGUGCUGGAGGCGCUCGAACGCGGGCGCGGUGUGUCUGAGGUCAACCUCUCGGGCAACAUCAUCGGGUCGUCGGCGGCCAAGGUCCUGCUCAAGCUCGCAACCGAGCGAUCGACGGUCCGCUCGUGGCUCCUUGACGAGUGCGACGUGCCGGCCAAGGUGGCGACGGCGCUGGCCGAGAGGGUGGCGACCGGACUGGUCAAGCUCUCGCUCAACGAGGCUAAGCUCGGCAAAAAGGCACUCGCGCCCUUGCUCGAGGGCGUCUCGCAGCGCAACUCGCUCUGCCACCUCGGCCUCGCCGGGAACAAGCUCGACGCGUCGUGGGCAACCGAGUUUGCGGGCGCGCUCGGCUCGUCGUCGCUCGGCAACCUCACGGCGCUCAACCUCGCCAACAACAAGCUCGGCUCUGACGGAGUCUCGGCCAUCCUCGCCGCCGUCGGCUCCAACUCGACGCUCUUCUCGCUCAACCUCGCCGACAACAAGGCCGGCAAGGAGAUUGCUGACGAACUCGCCAGCCACCUUGAGCGGAACAUCUCGCUCAAGAAGCUCAAUCUCUCGGGUGCCUCGUUUGGCGACGCCGGUGCCGAGGCUCUCUCUCACGCUCUGGCCCAGAACCGCGUCUUUCUCGAGAUCCUUCGCCUUGACGAGUGCAAGAUCGCCGACGUCGGCGCCAUUGCCCUCUUUGACGCCCUCAAGACGAACACGCGCCUGCAAAAGCUCUGGCUCACCGGCAACAAGUUCAAGGGCACCAAGGAGCACAAGUCGACGCUGCUCGAGCUCGUCGAGACCACCGAGUCGCUCGACACCAUCGACCUGCGCAACAACUCAAAGCUCGACAACUGGGGCAGCCAGGCCAAGUUGGCGGCCAAAAAGGCGUCCAAGGCGCUCGGCGGCCACUUUACAUGCACCGUCCACGUCGGCGACCUGCCGUGAGGUUCUACUUUGCG
Molecule: messenger RNA, 3863 nt
Organism: Thecamonas trahens ATCC 50062
Lineage: Eukaryota; Apusomonadida; Apusomonadidae
Product: NOD3 protein
Exons: 2
Coding region: 1-3849 (1282 amino acids)
Biological process (GO): nucleocytoplasmic transport; activation of GTPase activity
Cellular component (GO): nucleus; cytosol; perinuclear region of cytoplasm
Molecular function (GO): GTPase activator activity; small GTPase binding
Source: RefSeq, a predicted model, not a curated record